This is a messenger RNA of Nematolebias whitei (Rio pearlfish), 3522 nucleotides long. Its product is annotated as membrane-associated guanylate kinase, WW and PDZ domain-containing protein 3. The record is from RefSeq and is a predicted model, not a curated record. Gene Ontology annotation, biological process: signal transduction. Gene Ontology annotation, molecular function: protein binding. Gene Ontology annotation, cellular component: cytoplasm. NCBI's taxonomy places the organism in Eukaryota, Metazoa, Chordata, Actinopteri, Cyprinodontiformes, Rivulidae.
UGCGUGAUGAUACCACCUCACGCCGGGUGAUGGAGCCAGCAGGAGAAUCUAGAAGUCUCGUGCCGCCGCGUACAGAGGGGGCGGUUCGAAGCUGGACUACAUCUAUGUCUGCGGCGCCAGGUGCGCUCAGACCUGUGGCACACGCACGAACGCUGCCAGAUGUUUCUCCGCUCAGCCACAACUGGGUGGAUCUCAGCUGCGUGACCAGUGGACCGGUGGACGUCACGUUUCCAGCCGCCUGCAUGCGCGCAGGUAUGAGGGAUUCUCCCGGACGCGCCGCGUUUCAGACGCUCCAAGCGCCGCUGCGCACGGAGGCAGACGUUCCGCCCGUGUUUUGAUCAUACUGCGUGGACUCGGCCGGCUCUGGAGGGAGGCAGCGAUGGGAGAGACUUGAUUGUCUCGUUUUCCAACCGCCGUCAACUCAACUGCGCUCUACGCACAAGAAGAAGCGCUCGGGAUUAUUAUUAUCAUUAAUAACGCGCGCACAGCCAGGAAGGAAGCUCCAGGUACGAACAGACCUCAGCAUCAGGUGAAAAUCUGCCCCAGUAAAUGUGAAGAGGAUGAGAUUCCCAGCAGGGAGCUCCUGGGGUCGCCUCCAGUUUAUUUAACGUUCUAAGAACAAAAAAAAAAUAAAAAAAAAAAAAAAUAAUAUAUAUAUAUAUAUAUAUAUAUAUAUAAAAUAAAAAUAUUUUAAAUAAGACUUGACUCUCUGACAGAGCGACCAUGUCCAGGACACUGAAGAAGAAGAAACACUGGUCCCAUAAGGUGGUGGAGUGCGCCGUGUCCUGGGGGAACCUGGGGGACUUUGGCUCGGUGGUGGAGAUCCUGGGGGGAGCGGAGGUGGGCCAGUUCCCCUACAUCGGCCAGAUGAAGCUGGACGUGCUGGUGUGUCACGUCGGGAAGUUGCCCUACUAUGGAGACGUCUUGCUGGAGGUCAACGGCACGCCCGUCAGUGGACUUACAAACCGCGACACCCUGGCUGUCAUCAGACAUUUUCGGGAGCCGGUUCGCUUGAAGACUGUCAAACCAGGUAAAGUGUUGAACACGGACCUGCGCCACUACCUCAGUCUGCAGUUUCAGAAGGGCUCUCUGGACCACAAACUCCAGCAGAUCAUCCGGGACAACCUCUACCUACGUACCAUUCCCUGCACCACACGGCGUCCUCGAGAUGGUGAAGUGCCUGGUGUGGAUUACAACUUCAUCAGCGUUGGUGACUUCAGGAUCCUGGAAGAGAGUGGACUUCUGCUGGAGAGUGGGACCUAUGAUGAGCACAAAGAGUGGCAGAAAGCAGUGCCCAGCUACAACCAGUCCAGCAGCACCAUGGACUUUCGCACAUGGAGCUCUCUUCCUCGUGAUGACAGCCUGGAGCCUCUGCCUCUCAACUGGGAGAUGGCUUACACCGAGACGGGCAUGGUCUACUUCAUAGAUCACAAUACCAAGACAACCACAUGGCUGGACCCCCGCUUGGCGAAGAAGGCGAAGCCCCCAGAGAACUGUGAGGAUGGAGAGUUACCAUACGGCUGGGAGGAAAUUGAUGACCCACAAUACGGAACGUAUUAUGUGGACCACAUCAACCAGAGAACCCAGUUUGAGAACCCUGUCCUGGAGGCAAAGAAGAAGCUCAACCAGGAAAUGUCUGUGAUCCAACAAGCUGCAGCUGCACCCUCUCAAGGCAAACGAGGGUCACUGGGCUUCACUGCCGACCCCAGUCAGCUGAAGGGAGAGCUGUACCACACUGCUCUGAAAAAAAGCUCCCAAGGUUUUGGAUUUACUAUCAUAGGAGGUGACCGCACAGACGAGUUCCUGCAGGUGAAGAAUGUGCUCAGCGACGGCCCUGCUGCCCAAGACAACAAGAUGGCGUCCGGUGAUGUGAUUGUUGAAAUUAACGGGAAAUGUGUGCUUGGGAAGACUCAUCCGGAGGUGGUGAAGAUGUUUCAAUCUAUUCCCAUCAACCAGUAUGCAGACUUGGUUCUUUGCCGUGGGUACCCACUUCCCCCUGAUGUGGAUGUAGACAGCGAUGACCCGCUUCCCCCUCCUCCCCCUCCCCCAGCCUCUCAGCCACAGCAGGCCCUGCAUGGUGGAGAAGUGGUAACAGCUGUUCCUCUCAUCAAUGGACAGCCACUGCUGGUGAAAGGUAAUGUCCUCCAUGGCUCCUCACAAGAGCUCCACUAUGUUACUACCGAUGCCAGUGGCAGGCCUGUUGUGGCGGCCUUGCCCAAUGGGAGGCAGCCCGAGAGAGGCGAGGGGGUCUCAGGAAUGCUUCAGCCAGAGCUGGUAAGUGUGCCGCUAGUCAAGGGACCUGGAGGAUUUGGGUUUGCCAUUGCUGACUGCCCCCUUGGCCAGAAAGUGAAGAUGAUCCUGGAUGCCCAGUGGUGCCGUGGACUACAAAAAGGAGAUGUAAUUAAGGAGAUCAACAGGCAAAAUGUCCAAACGCUUAGCCAUGCACAAGUGGUGGACAUCCUUAAAGACUUUCCAGUUGGCAGUGAGGUCAAUCUGCUUGUUCUGAGAGGAGGUCAGACAUCCCCCGUGAAGACAUUAAAGCCUAGACAAGAAAUGACGGCCAGCACAGAGACGCUGGACGCAACCACAGACGCGACGCCCCAGGCCUUACCUUACCACUCCAGCACCAACACCAUGCACUCCUCCGACUCCCCGAAACGAGACACCACUGAUAUGUACCUGAAGUCGAAAGCCCUCCUGGAGAGCAGACAACCUCACACCAAAGACAUUGAUGUUUUUCUGAAGAGAGACAUUGAAACAGGCUUCGGCUUCCGUGUUUUGGGAGGAGAAGGUCCUCAGCAGCCAAAUGUAUUUCCCCAGGUGUACAUCGGGGCCAUUGUGCCCAGCGGAGCUGCAGAGAAGGACGGUCGUCUCAGAGCAGGAGAUGAGCUGAUCGGCAUAGACGGCGUGAUAGUCAAAGGUCGCUCUCACAAGCAGGUCCUGGACCUGAUGACCAAUGCUGCCCGUAACGGGCAAGUUAUGCUGACUGUUCGUCGGAAGGUCAUCUAUAGAGAUCUAACAGAUGAAGAUUCUCAAGAAAUGGCUCCUGUGCUUGUGAACGGUUCUCCCAAACUACCUCACCUGCCGAUGCCCAGCGCACUGGACCACGAGUCUUUUGACAUCACGCUCCACCGCAGGGAGAACGAGGGCUUUGGCUUUGUUAUCCUCACAUCCAAAAGCAAACCGCCAUAUGGUGUUAUCCCUCACAAAAUUGGCCGAAUCAUUGAAGGCAGUCCCACUGACCGCUGCGGCCUGCUGCACGUUGGAGACCGUAUCUCUGCGGUCAAUGGCCGCUCCAUCAUUGAGCUCUCUCACAGUGACAUUGUUCAGCUCAUCAAGGAUGCCGGGACUGUCGUCACCCUGACUGUGGUUCCUGAGGACGAGUACAAGGGCCCUCCAUCUGGAGCAAGUUCAGCUAAACAGAGUCCAGCUCUUCAACAUAGAGCUGUGGGGCUAAGGUCAGCACUUCAAGAUGAACGGUAAUGUAGGUCAGAGCAUCCCUUUCUGCAUCAGCGACCACAC